Molecule: messenger RNA, 1449 nt
Organism: Macrobrachium nipponense
Lineage: Eukaryota; Metazoa; Arthropoda; Malacostraca; Decapoda; Palaemonidae
Gene: eIF3m
Product: eukaryotic translation initiation factor 3 subunit M-like
Exons: 8
Coding region: 110-1267 (385 amino acids)
Biological process (GO): cytoplasmic translational initiation
Cellular component (GO): eukaryotic translation initiation factor 3 complex; cytoplasm
Molecular function (GO): translation initiation factor activity
Source: RefSeq, a predicted model, not a curated record
UAAUAAACAUAACAUCGUUCAGGGGGAUGACGAUGUGUCGCACUUUACUCGGUACGGACGUCGAUUCUGCCCAUUUGUUUCUAGGUGUCAACAACACGGCGCCGAAAACAUGAGUGUCUACACGUUUUUAGAGAUAGAUGUCAAUGCCCAGGUGGAGGAGCUUCGGGCUUACCUGAAGGAGGUGGGGGCAGAGAUUUCCAUGGAAAGGAGUCCGAAAGGUCUUGAAGAUGAUUUGCACAAAAUAAUUGGUGUCUGUGACACCUGCUUUUCUUCUGAGGCCACAGAAUCAGAAGUGGAAGCUCUUCUGAAUUCUAUUGUCUCAGUUUUGAUUGUUGUGCCAGUUGGAGAAAAGACUGAGAGCCUGAUUCUAGCUUUCUGUGAAAAGCUAGCCAAAGCCCCUCCAAACAGAUUAGGGAGCGUAUGCCUGAGAGUGCUUAAUUUGCUGUUCCAUGCCUUGCCGGAAAAUCUUGGUGUUCGUUACCAUGUCUAUUAUACCAUGGUACAAGUGUCGGGCCAGAUUAACCAGGUUCAAGCAGUUUACCAGUCUGUGGAAAAGAUGCGAACCACCUUGAAUACAGCGCAGCCUCCCCCUUCCACUGAGCAGAUGCAACAGUUACUUCGUUUAUUGCAUCAGACACUUCUGGCAAACAAACUCAGUGAAGAGGCAAGCAAAGUGAUGAUUGAGUUGCUUGGGACAUAUACCACAGAGAAUGCAUCUCAGGCGAGAGAAGAUGCCCACAGAUGUAUUAUAGCAUCAUUGGCAGAUCCUUCUACUUACAUUAUGGACCAUCUCCUUACUCUAAAGCCUGUCAAGUUCUUGGAAGGUGAACUGAUCCACGAUUUGUUGACCAUCUUUGUAUCUGAGAAACUUCCUGGUUACAUUCAUUUUUACACUAACCACAAGGAAUUUAUAUCAUCCAUAGGGCUUGAUCAUGAUGCUAAUGUAAGAAAAAUGAGGCUGCUGACUUUCAUACAGAUGGCAGAAACACAGUCAGAAAUGACAUUUGAACACAUCAUGCAAGAGUUACAGCUUCCAUCAGAAGAGGUUGAAGGAUUUGUCAUUGAAGCUCUGAAAACUAAGCUUAUCAGUGCUCGAAUGGACCAAAGCCAACGGAAAGUGUAUGUUUCUUCAAGAGUCCACCGCACUUUCGGCCGUAAUCAGUGGCAAGCUCUUCAUGAUACAUUAACUCAGUGGCGGACAAACCUUAAUCUGGUAAAGGAUUCAAUGCAGGCCAUUGUCAAUGCACCCAUGGCAGGUGCUAAAUGAUUGUAGGUUCAUCACUGGCACCAUGGGUCUAAAUACAAGGGGGAUAGUAUGGAUCCACUUGUUUGGUAUGGUUCUUCAUAAAUGUGUAAACACUCAUGUUAUGUAGAAUAUGGAGGUAAGGUCUUGAGUAUCCCCAACAUUUAAAAUCUGUUUUACAUGGAAUACAGAUCUUGAGGUAAUAA